UUUAUACCCGCCGGUCCCGCCUCUCGUCUUCACCACUUGACAGCUGUUAACUCCCUUAGUCGAUACACAUAUUCAUCAUGUCUUCCCCCAAGAUCACCCUCUACACCAAUCGCACCUGCCCCUGGGCUCAUCGCGCCCACAUUGUUCUGCAGGAGCUGGGUCUUCCCUUUGAAGAGGUCACCAUUGACUUGGACACCCCACGCGAGCCAUGGUAUCUGGAAGUCAACCCGCGCGGUCUCGUUCCCUCCCUCUCUUACAAUGGUGAAGUUAUCACCGAAUCCGGCAUCGUCGCUCAAUUCCUCGCCGACGCAUACCCCUCCCACCUCGUGCCCCCUUCAAACACCCCCGAGGGUGCUCUGCAGCGCGCUCGCAUCGCCUUCUUCGUUGACACCUACUCCAGCAAAGCUGCCCCACACUACAACGCCGCCCUGCGCGGUGCUACCGAAGCCGACCGGAAGGCCGGCGUUGAGGGCUACGUAGCUGCUAUCAAGAAGGAGAUCGAGCCGCUCCUGUACCAGGGCUUGGAGGGAAAGGAGCACGGACCUUUCUUCGGUGGUAGUGACAAAUUGACUUUGGUGGAGGUGCUGCUUGGAUCGUUCCUAAUCCGUCUGCACGCGUUCGCGGAUAAGGAGGCUGGACUGAUUGACCCCGCAAUCUGGGAGGGAUUGGCGGAGGCGAAGAACUUCAACCGUUGGGCGCAGGCUACUCGGGAGCAUCCUAGCGUCAAUGGUAUCUUUGAUGCUAAGGCGUGUGCUGACAGGACGAAGAAGAAGCUUUUGGCGAACAGGAAGUAGAUGUUAUGUUGAGCCAUUGUUAGGUCGAUCGCAAAAUAUAUACCUCCAAAGAAUCAUUACAAAAUUCUUCAAGAGCGAAUGCAUGUUUAAAUGCCAAGACGUG
Molecule: messenger RNA, 897 nt
Organism: Aspergillus neoniger CBS 115656
Lineage: Eukaryota; Fungi; Ascomycota; Eurotiomycetes; Eurotiales; Aspergillaceae
Product: glutathione S-transferase family protein
Exons: 2
Coding region: 78-794 (238 amino acids)
Cellular component (GO): cytoplasm
Source: RefSeq, a predicted model, not a curated record